AUGGACGAUCAUGAACACUCUUCCCAGACAAUACGCCCAGGAUCGCUAUCACCAACAUCCACGAUAUCCGCACAGGCCCUCGACCUCAGCAGACUCCCGCCAAUUGCAAUCUUCACUGCGCAUCUGAAGGACGAGGAAGUGAAGCUGCUCAAGGAAACGUUGCGCCAGUACGACGCACCGCUUACUACCGAUGUCUCCAGGGCAAAGGUCUUUGUUGGGAAAGUGGGUACAAAGAGAAGGGCCGAGUUCGAAUUGAGGGCUCGAAAGCUGGUUGUUCAGGAAAUUGUCACCCCUAAACGGCCGGCUAGUCCUGUGAAGGCACAGGAUCACUCCAACAAGAGGCGAAAGAUUGGUAAAACGUCAGGUCGGUUAUCUGCGGACGGGGAAGACUCUACCACUGAGGAUGAGGCUGGCAACGGCCCUGAGACUGAGGACCACGUUCCUCUCUCGUCCCCUUCGAGAUCCGACAAUGGCUCACAGGCUCCGCUACUGUUCGAGGAUCCGUCUGACGAUACAAUCUGGGUCAUCAAGUUCGACUGGGUAGAAGCUUGUGUAGCCGCAGGUCAUCUACUUCCAUUGGGAGACAACUUGGUUUACACGGGUAAAGUGAUUGAACGACCUAAAUCAUUGAAUAGGAAGUCUAUCAAAGACAUAUUCGGCGCGCACACUAAAGUAGCGCCGGCAUCUCAGACUCUCUUGGCAACACGACCACAUCCAGUGCAAGACAUCUUAGACCGCGCAAAACUAGACAUGAAGACGACUACCAAGAAAAGUACCUAUCAGCCGCAAAGAUUCGGGAACCACACUUCUAGUCGCUUCGAUGGAAAGGCUUUCGCCCGCUCUUCCCAGCCUGUUGGUCACUCAUAUGCUUCACAAGCUGCACAGUUACUGCAGCAAACGACAAGUGAGUACGAAGGCGAGGAUAGCGAUAUCCCUGCAGCACCGGAUUGGGUGAAGAAGGGCGUCAAGUAUUCAUGUCAGCGCUUCACACCUGGUAACGGACCCAAUGAGGACUUCCUCGAUCAGCUCAAGAAGAUAAGGACUGCUCGAACAUUGAUCGACGACGACAUAGGUGUUCGUGCUUACUCAACCAUCAUCGCUUCUAUCGCUGCAUAUCCAUACAGACUUAGUCACCCCCGAGAGAUCGCUCAGCUACCGGGUUGUGACGAGAAAACUGAAGUUCUUUUUGUAGAGUGGAAGAACACUGGCAAGAUUCAAGCAGUCGAAGAUUUCGAGGCCGACGAAUCAAUGAAAGUCUUGCGUUCCUUCUACAACAUUUGGGGCGUUGGAGCCAAGACCGCACGCCAAUUCUAUUACAACAACCACUGGACUGAAUUGGAUGAUAUCAUCGAGUUUGGCUGGAACGACCUGGACCGAGUGCAGCAAAUUGGCGUCAAGUACUAUGACGAAUUCUUGGUCUCUAUUCCGCGCCCUGAAGUUGAGCAAAUCGCCGCUGUUGUUCGCGAACACGCUGUGAAGCUUCGCGACGAACGCAUUACUGUCACGAUUGUGGGCGGGUACAGACGUGGCAAGACAGACUCUGGUGACGUGGACUUGAUCGUGUCGCACCCGGAGCUAGAGAGUACAGCGGGCUUGGUUCGAGAGAUUGUCGAGUCAUUGGAGGAAUCUGAGUGGAUUACUCACACUCUUACGAUGAGCUUGAAGAACACUAAUCGCGGUCAACAUGCACUGCCUCUUCGAUCUGCAAAGGGAGCUGGCGCGGGCUUUGAUACGCUUGACAAAGCACUCGUUGUGUGGCAAGAUCCAGCGUGGCCUACUCGUGAGGAGGAUCUUGCAGAGAACCCAAGAGCGAAGAACCCUGCUAUUCACCGCCGCGUCGACAUCAUUAUUGCGCCUUGGCGGUCAGUUGGUUGCGCAGUCUUGGGUUGGAGUGGCGGUACCACCUUUCAGCGUGAUCUGAGGCGGUAUGCGAAAGCCAUCAAAGGCUGGAAGUUCGAUAGCAGCGGUAUCCGAAGUCGAAGUAACGGCGAAGCCAUGAUGCUGGAGGGGCCCGAUGGAGUCCAGGGUACGCCCGAAGAUGCUGAGAGGAAGGUCUUUGAAGGGCUAGGUCUGGAAUAUGUACCACCAGAGUAUAGAAUAACGUAUUGA
This is a messenger RNA of Alternaria arbusti, 2109 nucleotides long. RefSeq lists its product as uncharacterized. The record is from RefSeq and is a predicted model, not a curated record. Gene Ontology annotation, cellular component: nucleus. The transcript has a single exon. Gene Ontology annotation, molecular function: DNA binding; DNA-directed DNA polymerase activity. The coding region runs from base 1 to 2109 and encodes 702 amino acids. Lineage: Eukaryota; Fungi; Ascomycota; Dothideomycetes; Pleosporales; Pleosporaceae. Gene Ontology annotation, biological process: double-strand break repair via nonhomologous end joining.